AUGCUGCUUUAUGGAGUUUUCAAAUCAGAAAAAAAGAAAUGGAGUGGAUACAAAGUUUGGGUGCGAGCUGAUGCUUUCGGAGCGCCGAUCGAUUACAGUCGUUGCUACAAACUUGAUGAUAGAAUUGUACAAAACUUAAACAACAAUGCAAAUAGAGAUAGUAAUGUAUACCAACAUCCCGUUGUUAAUAGUCAGCAUGGGUAA
Messenger RNA from Acanthoscelides obtectus, 204 nucleotides. NCBI's taxonomy places the organism in Eukaryota, Metazoa, Arthropoda, Insecta, Coleoptera, Chrysomelidae. The record is from the annotation of a GenBank genome assembly.